Messenger RNA from Arabidopsis thaliana (thale cress), 3626 nucleotides. RefSeq lists its product as uncharacterized. Bases 96 to 3626 code for a protein of 1176 amino acids. Lineage: Eukaryota; Viridiplantae; Streptophyta; Magnoliopsida; Brassicales; Brassicaceae. The record is from RefSeq and is marked reviewed. The transcript has a single exon.
GUCCCUAGUUCUUCUUCUUCCUCGACGGUUAGCUUUUUUUAAGGGUUCAGGUUCUCUAGCGAUCUGUCAACUUUUUCCGAUUGCAAUCUCUGGUUAUGUUAAUGAGAGAGCGGAUUCGCGAUUCUCUGCCUCAACGAUUGUCGUCACCUUCUCCGACGAGUGACCGUGACGGGAACGAGUCGAGCAUGAUUAAACUCGGCGAUGUUUCAAGCCGUUCCGAUAAAAUCGAUAUGGUUUCUCACAGAGUCGACGAACAGAAACACGAUAUUGACGGAAUCCGGCAAGAUUCUGAUCUGUACGAUGUAGAGAUUCAAAGAAGCACUGAAUUUUCUAAUAAGGACCGACGAGAAGAAGAAGAGAGAGACGAUGAACGUUAUACGAAACAUUAUCAUCUUCAGGAAGAUUCCGGCAAACGUUAUCCGGAAUCAUCGAGAUUCAUCACAUCGCAUGAUCAUCCAUCGAGAUUGAGCGACGAACCUAAGCCCUCUAGAUUCAUCACAUCGCAUGAUGAUGAGUAUUCUCCAUCUCAUGGGAAGAUUAAUGUGUUGCUAAGGAACGAUAAAACUAAACGAUUGGAAUCGAUUUCUCGUGAGUGUAGUGAUUCAUCUCGUCAUAGUGAAGAUGGUAGAGAGAGAGAUACUUAUAGAUAUGAAUCAUCCCCUCUGUCACAAGUUGGGUCUAGUGUUGCUGAUUUCCAAGAUGAAAGCUCUAGGCUUGUAAGUUCAGAUUCUAGAUCUUUCGGUUGUGUGAAUGAUUCCGAUGAGAGAAGAAGACAUGAUUAUGAUGGGAAUCUUUGUGUACCACAGGUUCUACGUACUAGACGUGUCGAUGAUUAUGUUGGUAGAAACUCACCAAGGGAUCAACAAGUUAGAGAUUUAAGUCGUGGAGACCAUGAUUCACCAGUUGUGAGCAGGUGUGUCAAAGAGAUAGUGGAUGAAGCUCGGGAUAAUUAUCAUAUAGGCUCUGAUAUAGCAAUGAGAGAGUUUCCCAGUGUUAGGCAUGAGGUCAAUAAUGUGGCUAGAGAGAAUGAUCUUUUUAUGCAGAGGAGAGGAUCUUUAUCAAAAUCCCAUGUCUGUGGUUCAAAUAUAGCUGAUGUUGAUGCGGCCGAUACCCAUCUUGAGUUUAGCAGGAAAGAGAGGAUGGCUGACCAUUAUGAGUCUGUGAAGGAAGAUUAUCCUUUUGUGGAGUUGGGAUCAAGAGUGGUGGAUGAACGAGAUGAUCACUACAGGAACUUCCGUAACGAAGAAAGAAAGGUUGUUUAUUUGGAUAACAAAUGUCAAGUACUGAGAAAGGAUUAUCUAUAUGAUGGUGUUGACAGUAAGAAGAAUCUUGAUUUCAGUGAACCAUAUGCUGUAGUAGAUCGAGAUGAUAAAGCUUCACAGAGCAUAACACGUUGCUUAAAUAAAGAAAGGGAAGCAUAUUUGGAUAAUGAGAGAAAUGCUGUUUUUUCAGAUGAUAAAAGACAGGAACUGAGAAACGAGUAUCACCCUGGCAAUGAUGGUAGGAUACAUUCUGAUGUAGAUAUGGCAGAUAUUGUGGUAGAUCAGGAUGGAAGAGGAGUGCAGCUUCAACGACGAUGCUUAAACAAAGGAAAGGCAGCAUACUUGGAUAAUGAAAGGAAGGAUGUUUAUCUGAAUUACAAAAUCCAACAACUGGAGAAAGAUUAUGACUCUCGCUCUGAUGCUAAGAUUUAUCCUGAUGAUGUCAACAGAUUAGAUAUUCUAGCAGACUGGGAACGGGAAAAUUCCAGAGGUCUAAGGUAUAGAGGAGGGUCCUUAAAUGAUAGAAGGGAAGCUUACUUGCAAUGUGAAAGCCAGCAACUCCUAAAUGAUUAUGAAACUAACUCCUAUGGCAUAAUGCAUCCCGAUGUCAACAAAUCAGAUACUCUGGAAGACCGGGAAGAUUCCAGAGGUCUAAGGUAUAGAGGAGGGUCCUUGAAUGAUAAAAAGGAAGCAUACAUGCAAUGUGAAAGACAGAGACUCCUAAAUGAUUAUGAAACUAACUCCUAUGGCAUGAUGCAUCCCCAUGUCAACAAAUCAGAUACUCUGGUAGACCAUGAAGAUGGCAGAGGUCGGAGGUAUAGAGGAGUUUCCUUGAAUGAUAAAAAGGAAGCAUACUUGCAAUGUGAAAGGCAGCGACUCCUAAACGAUCAUGAAACUGACUCUUACGUCAUGAGGCAUCCCGAUGUCAACAAAUCAGAUAUUCUGGUAGACCAUGAAGAUGCCAGAGGUCGGAGGUAUGGAGGAGUGUCCUUGAAUGAUAAAAAGGACGCAUACUUGCAAUGUGAAAACCAGCAACUCCUAAACGAUUAUGAAACUGACUCUUAUGUCAUGAUGCCUCCUGAUGUCAACAGAUCAGAUAUUCUAGUAGACCAUGAAGAUGCAAGAGGUCUAAGGUAUAGAGGAGUAUCCUUAAAUGAUCGAAAGGAAGCAUAUUUUCAAAGUGAAAGCCAGCAACUCCUAAAAGAUCAUGAAACUAACUCUUUUGGCAUGAUGCAUCCCAGUCUCAAUAAAUCAGAUAUUCUUGUAAACGGGGAAGAAGCCAGAGCUCUUGAGCGUAGAAGAGGAUCCUUCGAUGAUGGAGAGGAAUCAUACAUGGAUUAUAAAAGGGGGGAUGCAUAUCUGCAUUACGAAAGCCAACAACUUAAGAAAGAUCAUGACUAUGGCAUUGAUGACAGGAUAUAUCGUGAUGUCAACUCGUCAGAUAUUAUAGUAGACCAUGGAGAUGCCAAGGCGCUAGAGCUUAGGAGAGUAGCCUUCAUUGAUAGAAAUGAAGCGUAUUUGGAUAAUGAAAGCAAGGAUGUUUAUCAGCAUUACAAUAAACAACAACUGAAGUACUACGACUCUGGCAUUGAUGAGAGGAUGUAUCCUGCUGUCACCAAAGCAGAGAUUGUGGACCGAGGAGGUGCUAGAGCUCUAGAGCGUAAAGGAAUGUCCUCGAAUGACGGAAGGGAAGCCUAUUUGCCCUAUGAAAGCCAGCAACUCCUAAGAGAUCAUGAAAUUGAUUCGUAUGGGGUGAUGCAUCCUGAUGUCAGUAGAUCAUCAGCUGGCAAGCAAGAUGAGGAAGCUCUUCGAGGCAGGAGAUAUCUUUUUGAUGACCGAGAUCAAGUCUACUUGGAUGAUGAGCGUUUGCAACGACGUAAUGGUGGUGAUGUUAAAGUUUAUGCCAAUAUGAGAUAUCAAGAUGGUAGACAAGAGGUUUAUCAUUCGAAUGAUUCAAUUUUGCGUACAAGAGAUGAUUAUGGUCUUAGAGACAACGCAAGUGAGGUUAUGCAUGAGAAUAUGCCUUAUGAUUACAACUACAGGGAUGCUAAGCAAUCAAGAAUGUCUUAUGAGAAGGCAGAUAGUAAAAGGUUCCGUGAACAUGAAGUAGCAUAUGAUUACAGAGACAAGCUAGGGAACUAUGCAGUGGAUGGAGGAAUAAGCAGAGAACAAUUCCGAUACUCAGCUGAUGAAAGGAAUUCUGGUAAUGUUGAUCACACAUCAACUCGACGCCGUCGAUUAUCUGCAAAGGAGCGGUUAGGUGGGCGUGUUGAAGAAGAUUCACGUGUUCAUGUGAAACAUAGACUGCAUCAGGUUAGAAACCCAAACCUAAAAGGUAAGUCCCAUAAGAGGUACCUCUCCUGA